Messenger RNA from Lachancea meyersii CBS 8951, 510 nucleotides. Lineage: Eukaryota; Fungi; Ascomycota; Saccharomycetes; Saccharomycetales; Saccharomycetaceae. The record is from the annotation of a GenBank genome assembly.
AUGUCAUCUCAAAAAGCGUGCUACGUGUGUGGAAAAAUUGGCCACUUGGCCGAGGAAUGCGAAUCGGAAAGACUGUGUUACAACUGCAACCAGCCUGGCCACGUCCAGUCUGAAUGCACCAUGGCCAAAACCGUCGAGUUCAAACAGUGCUACAACUGCGGUGAGACCGGCCACGUCAAGUCUGAGUGCAGCACUCCCAGAUGCUACAACUGCAAUCUCACCGGCCACAUCUCCAGAGAGUGCCCGGACCCCAAAAAACCCAGACUUGGUGGUGCCAGUACCGGCGGUGCCUCCGCUGGUAGCUUCGGAAGAGGCGGUUUGAAGGUGUCGUGCUACAGAUGUGGCGGUCCUAACCAUAUGGCCAAGGACUGCUUGCAGUCUGAGGCCAAGUGCUACGCUUGCGGAAAGACCGGUCAUAUCUCGAAAGACUGUGCUGGUGGCUCUCAGGCCAAGACUUGCUACAACUGCAACGAGGCCGGCCACAUCUCCAGAGACUGUCCUGUGGCCUGA